Molecule: messenger RNA, 2002 nt
Organism: Durio zibethinus
Lineage: Eukaryota; Viridiplantae; Streptophyta; Magnoliopsida; Malvales; Malvaceae
Product: tubby-like F-box protein 3
Molecular function (GO): protein binding
Source: RefSeq, a predicted model, not a curated record
UCCAAUUUUCAAUACAAAUCCCAAACCAAUUCUCAAAAAAUUCCUCCAAAAAACAACAAAAACCCAACAAUCUUCCCAUUUUCUUACAACCCUUUUCUCAACUUUUCAUGCAAAACAUAACAGCUAAGAACUGUCACAAACAAUCUUGAGUUUUGUUAUGCUUUUUAACGUUAUUCAUGAAAAUAAAGUGCAUUGCCAGGCUAAGGUUACGCCCGUUGGUUCAAGACCAACUGGAAUGUUCAGACCAAGUGGCAGUUGCUGGCGGUUGUUGCUGGGCCAACCUGCCUCAGGAAUUGUUGAGGGAAGUUCUGUUGAGGAUUGAAGAUUCUGAAAGUCGUUGGCCUCAAAGAAGGAACGUGGUAGCUUGUGCUGGUGUUUGCAGGAGUUGGCGUCUUAUCAUUAAACAGAUGGUUAAAGUUACUGAGCUUUCAGGAAAAUUAACUUUUCCCAUCUCACUUAAACAGCCAGGUCCAAAGGACUGUCUCCUCCAGUGCUUUAUAAAGCGGAAGCGAUCUACCCAAACAUAUUAUCUUUACCUUGGUUUAACUAAUGCACUAACCGAUAAUGGAAAGUUCCUUCUUGCUGCUCGCAAGUGCAAGCGUCCUACUUGCACAGAUUACAUCAUCUCUCUAUGGGCUGGGGAUAUGUCAAAGGGGAGCAGUACUUAUGUUGGGAAAUUGAGAUCAAAUUUUUUAGGGACCAAGUUCACUGCCUUUGAUGGACAGCUUCCUCGUGCUGAUGCGAUGACUAAAAGUAACUCCUCUAGGCUAGCAUAUUUGAAACAAGUUUCACCUAGAGUCCCUUUCGGCAACUACCCCAUGGUUCACAUUUCAUAUGAAUUGAAUAUGUUAGGUUCAAGGGGUCCAAGGAAAAUGCAGUGUAUUAUGGAUACCAUCCCUGCCAGUUCCAUAGGACCAGGAGGAACAGCACCCACCCAAGCUGAGUUUUCUUUCAGCAAUGCUAAUCUAUUUCAAUCGAUCCCAAUCUUUCAUUCAAAAUCAGCUAGCAUGGAGAAUUUCCUAUCAGGACCUUUGUCUGCUCAAAAGGAUGGUGCACUGGUGUUGAGAAAUAAGGCUCCAAGGUGGCAUGAGCAACUCCAGUGUUGGUGCUUGAAUUUCCAUGGACGAGUGACAGUUGCUUCAGUGAAGAACUUUCAAUUGGUAGCUUCUCCAGAAAAUGGACCAGCUGGGCCAGAACAUGAGAAGAUAAUCCUCCAGUUUGGAAAAGUGGGGAAGGAUUUAUUUACCAUGGAUUACCGGUAUCCAAUCUCUGCAUUCCAAGCAUUUGCUAUCUGCCUCAGCAGCUUUGACACUAAGAUUGCUUGUGAAUAAAUGAUGCAUGGUUGUGAACGGGUUUGUUACAUUGUCAGCAUAGCUUUCAACCUCAUUACCUACUGUUUUAUUACAUUUUAAUUCCUGAAACAAGGAAAGUGAAUCAACCGGCUUAAAUAUCUGCAAUCAUUUGAAGAGGUUGAUGGUUGGAUAUCAUUUUGACCUGCAAUGUUAGUAGUAACCAUGACAAAUGAUGCUUAUCCAACCCAUGAAUUCGAGCUCUGAUGUGUUAUGCUACCUACUAAGUAAUAAUACAUGCAAACCACCAUGCACGCCAUGGUUAUUGAAAUCUAUGAAUAGUACCAACAUAUGCAUGUUUUCCCAAUUUAAACCAGGACCAGGAAUCUAUGAAGAUUGGUGUAACAAGAUUAAAAGUGAAGGAGAUACAAGUGCUGGAGAUUGAAGAGGAUCGAAAGCUCCUAAAUGUCUCAAGGUUUUAACAUAUCAGCUCGGAUUCUGGAUUUGCUCAAAUUAUGAGAAAGAUUGGGAGUUUAUGCGGAGGUGGUACAGUGGAACUUAGUUGAUGACCAAGUUCCAUUUAUUUUCUCCGGUUAUGUACAUUCCUUUGCAUUGUUUCUAGUUUGCCCAUGUAAAAUUGUUUAUUUAAUUUCUAUUUGUCUUGGAAAAGCUUCCGGGUUCUCGGUACUUUUCAUUAUGCAGUACAGCCCACU